AUGGCGACAACACAGGAACGUAAUCAAAAAACGGACGCGACACGGUGGAGGCUUCAAGAUGUUGGUGGAGAGCAGACAUGGCACUACCUGAGCAAGGAACAGGCCAAAGAAUGGCCUCAGACUACAGCAGACAAGUACUUUCUGGGUCUGCCUACUGAACAACCCAGCCUCCCACAUCCAAAAACUCCCCUCCAAUCCGCCGAGAAUGGACUCGAGUUCUUCUCCAAGCUGCAACUUCCUCCUGGCAACUGGGGCUGCGAAUACGGCGGUCCCAUGUUCCUGAUUCCCGGUAUCGUCAUCACUUGGUAUGUCACCAACACGCCUAUUCCGGAAGCCUACCGAAUCGAAAUCAAGAACUAUCUCUAUGCGCGUCAGCAUGCACAAGAUGGAGGAUGGGGGCUACACAUUGAAGGAGAGAGCACUGUCUUUGGUACAGCCAUGAACUACGUCGUCUUGAGAUUGCUGGGCGCCGAUGCAGAGGACCCGCGUCUGAUCAAGGCUCGUGGUCUACUACACAAGCUUGGAGGUGCCGUCAACGGUCCUCACUGGGCAAAGUUCUGGUUGAGUGUCUUGGGUGUCACGCCCUGGGACCUCGUCAACCCUGUUCCUCCAGAGUUGUGGCUGGUGCCUGACUGGGUUCCUAUCGCUCCUUGGAGAUGGUGGAUUCACAUGCGCAUGGUCUUCCUGCCCAUGUCGUUCAUUUGGUCUCGCAAAUGGUCCUUCCCUGCCGAUAAGCUGGUCAAGGAGCUGAGACAGGAGCUGUUUAUUGAGCCUUACGAGAACAUCAACUUCGCUUCCCACCGCAACUCCAUCUCUCGCUUCGACAAUUACCACCCCAAGACGUGGGUCCUGAAUCUUGUUAACUGGAUCUUGGUCAACAUCUGGAACCCCUUCCUACGAACAGAAUCUCUGGUUAAGCGCGCUGAAGACUGGGUCUGGUUCUUGGUCAAGCGCGAAGACGAAAACUCCGACUAUGCCGAUCUUGCUCCCGUCAACGCACCCAUGAACAUGCUCUGCUGUUACAUCGUCGAUGGCCCCGAUAGUUAUUCAGUCCGCCGACACCGUGAACGUAUGGAAGAGUUCUUGUGGGUCAAGGAUGAAGGUAUGCUGGUCAAUGGUACAAAUGGAGUGCAGAACUGGGACACCUCUUUCCUCAUCCAGGCUGUCAUCGAAUGCGACAAGGCUGAAGACCCUAGAUGGAGACCCAUGCUGGAAAAGGCUCUCGAAUACCUGGACAUUGCACAAAUCCGCGAGGAGUGCCUUGACCAACACGCCACUUACCGUCAACAACGUAAAGGCGCAUGGGGAUUUAGCACAAAAGGACAAGGUUACACUGUCUCUGACUGUACUUCUGAAGGUCUUAAAUCAGUGCUCAUGCUCCAGUUCUUGCCCACCUACCCUCAGCUCAUCUCUGACGAACGCAUCAAGGAAGCCAUCGAUGUCCUCUUGACCAUGCAAAACAAGCACUCUGGUGGUUGUUCCUCAUACGAACCUCAACGUGGGUCCGAAUGGCUGGAAUGGCUCAACGCAGCAGAAGUCUUUGGUCGCAUCAUGGUCGAAUAUGAUUACCCCGAAUGCACAACCGCUGUUGUGACGGCCUUGACAAUGUUCGCCAAGCUCUACCCAGGAUAUCGCAGCAAGGAAAUCUCAAUCUUCAAGAAGGGCGCCUAUGACUACAUCCGGAAGUCUCAACGUGCUGAUGGAUCAUGGUACGGUAGCUGGGCUAUUUGCUUCACAUACGCCGGAAUGUUCGCAUUGGAAGCCUUGGCCACUGCUGGAGAGAACCACACAAACUCUGAACGUGUACGCAAGGCCUGCAAGUUCUUCAUUGACAAGCAGAUGAAGGAUGGUGGUUGGGGAGAGACUUACCGUAGUUGUGAGACUGGCGUGUACAGCCAACACAAGCAAAGUCAGGUUGUACAAACCGCCUGGGUCGUCAUCGCCUUGAUCGAAGCCGGAUACCCUGAUAGAGCACCUAUUGAAAAGGCCAUCAAAUUGAUCAUGUCUCGUCAACAAGCCAACGGAGAGUGGCUGCAAGAAGGUAUUGAAGGUGUCUUCAAUAAGAGCUGCAUGAUCUCCUACCCCAACUACAAGUUCAUCUUCCCCAUCAAGGCUCUCGGCAUGUUUGCCAAAAAGUUUGGCGACCUUGAGCUACAGUAA
Aureobasidium pullulans EXF-150 is the source of this 2160-nucleotide messenger RNA. Its product is annotated as lanosterol synthase. Gene Ontology annotation, cellular component: lipid droplet. NCBI's taxonomy places the organism in Eukaryota, Fungi, Ascomycota, Dothideomycetes, Dothideales, Saccotheciaceae. Gene Ontology annotation, molecular function: lanosterol synthase activity. Gene Ontology annotation, biological process: ergosterol biosynthetic process; triterpenoid biosynthetic process. The record is from RefSeq and is a predicted model, not a curated record. The transcript has 3 exons. The coding region runs from base 1 to 2160 and encodes 719 amino acids.